AUGCAACUACAGGCUUUGCUACCAUUGGCAUUAUUGCUAAUUGGGCAAGGUGAUGUGACCGAGGCUAAGGUUCACACCGCUAAGAUCCAUAAACAAAAGUUGACCGAGGAGUUUCUGGGAACCUUCUAUGAGCAACAUUUGUUGCAUUUGGGCCAGAAGUAUCUGACUCAGUACGAGAACGCGUAUCCGGAAAUCUCGUUCUCGAGAAAGCACCCAUUUUUCGACGAGGGUAACCACGACGUUCCGUUGACAAACUAUCUGAACGCUCAAUACUACACGGAUAUCAGUCUAGGUACUCCGGCUCAAAAUUUCAAGGUUAUCUUGGAUACUGGUUCUUCAAACUUAUGGGUCCCUAGUGUAGAAUGCGGUUCUUUGGCCUGCUUCCUACACGCCAAGUAUGACCACGAUGCUUCUUCGAGUUACAAACCAAACGGCACUGAGUUUGCCAUUCAGUACGGUUCCGGAUCUCUAGAAGGUUACGUUUCGCAAGACACUCUUAGUAUCGGUGAUCUAACCAUCCCGAAGCAGGAUUUCGCAGAGGCCACCAGCGAGCCUGGGUUGGCCUUCGCUUUUGGUAAAUUCGAUGGUAUUCUCGGUCUAGCCUACAACACCAUCUCGGUCGACAAGAUUGUGCCACCUUUCUACAACGCCGUCGACCAAAACCUGCUAGACGAGCCUAGAUUCGCCUUCUACCUAGGUGACAGCUCCGCAUCUGAGGAGUCCGAAGCUGCUGGAGGCGUGGCCACUUUUGGUGGUAUAGACAAGUCCAAAUUCAAAGGUGACAUCGCCUGGCUGCCAGUUCGUCGUAAGGCCUACUGGGAAGUCAAAUUUGAAGGUAUCGGUCUGGGUAGCGAGUUUGCCGUUCUAGAAGGGCACGGAGCCGCUAUCGACACCGGUACCUCUUUGAUUACAUUGCCAUCAGGCUUAGCCGAGAUCAUCAACUCCGAAAUCGGUGCCAAGAAAGGCUGGAGCGGACAAUAUACAGUCGAUUGUGAAUCCAGAAAGAGCUUGCCAAACUUGACCUUCAACUUCAACGGUAAGAACUUUACCAUCGGUCCAUACGACUACACGCUGGAAGUUUCGGGCUCCUGUAUCUCGGCCAUCACCCCAAUGGACUUCCCUGAGCCUGUCGGUCCAUUGGCAAUCGUCGGUGAUGCGUUCCUCCGUCGUUUCUACUCCAUCUAUGAUUUGGGCAACGACGCGGUCGGUUUGGCUGAAGCCGUCUAG
Molecule: messenger RNA, 1227 nt
Organism: Torulaspora globosa
Lineage: Eukaryota; Fungi; Ascomycota; Saccharomycetes; Saccharomycetales; Saccharomycetaceae
Gene: PEP4
Product: proteinase A
Exons: 1
Coding region: 1-1227 (408 amino acids)
Cellular component (GO): fungal-type vacuole
Molecular function (GO): aspartic-type endopeptidase activity
Source: RefSeq, a predicted model, not a curated record